Messenger RNA from Lycium barbarum (goji berry), 1003 nucleotides. RefSeq lists its product as uncharacterized. The record is from RefSeq and is a predicted model, not a curated record. The coding region runs from base 89 to 676 and encodes 195 amino acids. Lineage: Eukaryota; Viridiplantae; Streptophyta; Magnoliopsida; Solanales; Solanaceae. Gene Ontology annotation, biological process: ribosomal large subunit biogenesis. Gene Ontology annotation, cellular component: nucleolus. The transcript is spliced from 3 exons.
AUAUUACCCUUUUUCAAAGGGCUCAAGGUUUAUCAAACAUCCUCACCUUAAACCCUAGCCUCUAUUCCUCUGUUAUUCAACAGUUAUUAUGGGUGGUUCACGGCGAAAAUACAAGAGAUCAAGAACAAAAGUUCGAGUGGGUCUCCCAAAAAAGAACCCUAAUGUAUUCAAACCCGCGUUUUCACUCCCACCAAAGCUGAAGUCACUAGUGAACUCACAUUGGGAUGAUAAGGGCAGCGUAAUCGACAAUUACAAGUCAUUCGGCGUCGUUUCGAACCCUAAUUUGCUUGGUGUUCGUUGCCGGACAUCUCAUAUGAUUGAAACUGAUAGCCUUCAGGUGCCGCCGCCGAAGAAGAAACAGAAACCUAUGGAUAUGGAUGAUGACGUGGAUCGGUUUGAGGAUUUGGAUGAUUCUGCUAGUGACGUCGAGGAAGAUGAUCUUAAGUCAGCACUUGGGAAGAAACGAAGGGAUGGAAAAAGUGCUCCUCUGCAACCACUGACUUCCAUACAACGAAUUUACAUUAGCAGGCUUGUAGAGGAGUAUGGAGAUGAUUAUCAGAGCAUGUUCAUGGACACAAAACUAAAUAAAAUGCAGCAUUCUGUAGCAACACUAGAGAAACUGUGCAAAAGAUAUCACAUGUACAAGGAUAAAAAUCCAUUACUUGUUGGCAGUUAAAGACAGUCCGGGGAAAAUCCAGUACUUCUUGACAAUGUGAUACUAGCUGGGUCCAGUACUCAGGGUAGGGUCACUCGUUCAUUGUGGCUGAUCUGGUGGCUUUGCUUUUUUUUUUCCUCCUCUUUUUGGUUUAUAAGUUUUGAAUAUAAGAGCAGGCGGUUGGUAUGAUUGUUAGCCAAUCUUUUCUCAUCAGUGUGCUUGUAGUAGGCUGCAUUUACGGAAGUGAUGGAAAUGAAGAGAGCCCAGAUGCAAUAUUUAGCUUAUUUUCAUAUCUUUAGAAUUUCCGUGAAUCUUGUGGUUUCAUUGUGAAAUGAGAUUAUUAUCAGA